UGGCACCCGCGAGAUCCACUGCUAACUGUACCUUACCUUUGGAGAGUGCCUCUAAACAGUGCCACCAUGUGUUUACUGUAUAUAGUGUAAAUAGUGCCGCACGUGCAUCAUACGAGUGGAAAUGCCUCAGACAUACAUACUUGCAAUGCGCAAAAUCAGUAGAAAAUGGUAACUAAAAGUGGCUCCAUUCGCCGAGCAGAGAGACCCAUAGGAGUGAAGUGAUCGGAACUAUAUCGGAGAGUAGGAAUGGCACCGAAAAGCCGAGCGCUGCCAGUGCCGAGCGUGCCCGAGGUGUGAGACGUGGCCUGGGGGCAUGAGGCGAGGGCAUGGCACCAUGAGCUGGUGUGCGGCCACGAGGAACCCCUCUCCCGCGAGCCCGCUGGGGCGCCUCCGAGCAAGAUGAAACCGCUGCGAUCUCAAGUUAGCUUUAGUAAGGAUAGGAACUUCACGUUUCGUCGCAAAACCGAGAGUUUCAAGGAGAAGAAAGAUGAAGACAGCGAUAAGGAGAAGGAAAAGGAGAAAGAGAAGGAGAAGAGUAAAGGCAAAGACAAGGAGAAAAAGGGCGACGGCCACCAGAUAACGUCUGCCAUCGCCUCGUCGCUCGCCGCGACGCUGUCGCCAUUCUCAUCGUUUGUCACCUCCCAUUCCCCCCGGGGCAGCCGCAAGCCGUCCCCGAGCCCCACGGGUUCUCGCAGGUCGAGCCCCCCCUCCCCCAGGGUGCAGGAGUCCCCGCACCAGCACCCCCUCCUGCCCGUGCCGAGGACCAACUCCUUCUCCCACCGCUCGAUCCCCCACGCGCCGCACCCGAAGGCCAGGACCAACUCCUUCAACAUCCCCAACUCGUCCUCCUCGUCGUCGCCGAGGACCUCGUGCUCCCCCGCCAAGCUGUCCUCGAGGGCGUCCUGCUCCCCGCUCCCCUCCAGCAGCCCCAGCAUGUCCCCGAGCGCCUCCAGCCCCUCCCUGAGCCCCACCACCAGCAGGUCGGAGAGCUCGUCCUCCGUCAGCGACACCACGGACGAGGACCCGCCGCCGCCCAGGCUCGCCCACGGGGGGUGCCGACCCAAGAUCCGGGUCUCCUCGGAGGACGACGACAGCGCGGAGCCCUCGCCGCCCGCCGGGGACGAGGGCGGCGACAAGGGGAGCGGCGGGGGCGAGAAGAAGGCCAAGAUCCCCCAGGAGCCCCGAGUGCUUCCCUACAGGAUCGAGGAGGGCUGGGAGCUGCGCCACGCCACGGACACAGUGGCCAAACACAGAUUAAGUUUAUUCACAGAUUUGUUAAUUGAUAUCCAGGGGACACCAAUGCUAUCCCCGCUCCUAGCAAGACCUGUCGCUAUUGCUUUGAUAUCAAAAGAGAAUUAA
Molecule: messenger RNA, 1359 nt
Organism: Penaeus vannamei (Pacific white shrimp)
Lineage: Eukaryota; Metazoa; Arthropoda; Malacostraca; Decapoda; Penaeidae
Source: RefSeq, a predicted model, not a curated record